AUGAUCCUCCCCGUGCGCUGCUACAUCUGCUGCAAGGUCAUGGGCAACAAGUGGAUACCCUACUUGGAACUGAUGAAGGCCGAGUACACCGAGGAGGACGCCCUGGACGCCCUGGGCCUGAAGCGCUAUUGCUGCCGCCGCAUGCUGCUGUACUAUGUGGACCUGAUCAAGAAGCUGUUCGACCAUGUGCUCAUGGAGAAUUGA
Ochotona princeps (American pika) is the source of this 204-nucleotide messenger RNA. RefSeq names its product DNA-directed RNA polymerases I, II, and III subunit RPABC5-like. The record is from RefSeq and is a predicted model, not a curated record. Gene Ontology annotation, biological process: tRNA transcription by RNA polymerase III; transcription by RNA polymerase II; transcription by RNA polymerase I. Gene Ontology annotation, cellular component: RNA polymerase III complex; RNA polymerase II, core complex; RNA polymerase I complex. The coding region runs from base 1 to 204 and encodes 67 amino acids. The transcript has 2 exons. NCBI's taxonomy places the organism in Eukaryota, Metazoa, Chordata, Mammalia, Lagomorpha, Ochotonidae. Gene Ontology annotation, molecular function: DNA binding; DNA-directed RNA polymerase activity; zinc ion binding.